Brassica oleracea var. oleracea is the source of this 910-nucleotide messenger RNA. RefSeq lists its product as uncharacterized. NCBI's taxonomy places the organism in Eukaryota, Viridiplantae, Streptophyta, Magnoliopsida, Brassicales, Brassicaceae. The record is from RefSeq and is a predicted model, not a curated record. The transcript has 5 exons. The coding region runs from base 141 to 689 and encodes 182 amino acids.
CACCUUAACCUCCACAAUACAGAGCCGUGAAGUCACAGAGAGAGAGAGAGACACACACACACACAAACGUUUGUCAUCAAUUAAUUUAUUGAUCUCUACAAAUUCUUCAGCUGAGACAAUUCGGAGAAGAAGCUCCAAAAAUGUCGUCGUUAGAACAAGAAAUGUUCUUACAGUGGGGAAACAAGAAGAGAAUGAGACGCCUAAGAGCCUCCGCCAACAAGGACACCAAACACAUCUCGCAACGCCAAUCUAACUCUUCAUCUCACGAGACCUUCCUCUUUCAUUCCUCAAGAUUCUCCAGAGGAUCAGAAGGUGCAAUACUCAGAUCCGGACCACCGCCAGAGAAAGAGAAAGAGGAGAGGUAUUACACUACGAGAGGCGUUGUUGAUACCAACGGAGAAGACAGCAACGGCAAGGGAGAGGAGAGCAUGUGGCCGAAGCUGUUUGUGACGCUGUCGAGCAAAGAGAAGGAAGAAGACUUCAUGGCUAUGAAAGGCUGUAAACCUUCGCAUAGGCCUAAGAAGAGAGCCAAACUCAUCCAAAAAAGCUUACUCUUGGUGAGUCCUGGAACAUGGUUGGCUGAUAUGUGUCCGGAUAGAUACGAUGUUACGGUCAAGAAGAGCUCUAAGAAGAGGAGAGCAAGAGGAUUAAAAGCAAUGGGGAAUAAUAUUGAGAGCGAUUCAGAUUGAGUAGCAUGAAGAUUGUUUAGAAAUCUUUUACGUAUUGACUUAAGCUAACUUUUGCUUUGUUUGUGUUCACUUAAAGCAAUCUCUUAUAAAAGUAGUUUCUCUCAGUUUGAUCAUUUUGAACUACAAGGAAGCAUUGUUUCUUUGUGGGUAAUGUAUGUAUGCGCUUGUUAUUGUUGUAACUUGCACACAAUCUUAUCGUAACUUACUAGUGUUUCAAAUAA